AGGGUUGCUUUUUAAAAGACCAUUUUUAAGCGUCUUCGGGUUUAUUUUUUCAAAACUACCGCCGCCAGCGAAGCCUGGGUAGCUGUUUCACCGCCAUUAACGUCGCCGUCUAUCCUGAAAAUUCUUCUUCUUCUCGCAUAUCCAGUCAGGCAAUAGGAGUACUUGGUCUUCGUGAAUGCAAUGAAGCAUGUUCUGAAAAUUUUAACACUGCUGGCUGCCAUUUCUGCAUUUUGGAUUGUCCUGCUGGAGACAUCUGUAGUUCCCCAUAGUACUGCCUGGCUGCUACCCAUCUAUUUUGUUGUAUCUCUAGGAUGCUAUGGUCUGCUAAUGGUGGGAAUUGGUCUGAUGCGAUUUCCAACUUGUCCUCACGAAGCGUUGCUACUGCAGCAGGACAUUGUUGAGGCCAAGGACUUUCUGAUGCAAAAUGGGGUUGAUGUUGGUUCUAGUUGAUUAAUUUUCCGGGGUACUCUUAAAUUGGACGUUAGCAAAGGAUGAGAUUCGGAACUCCUGCAAGUUUGUUCUAACUGCCAGUUGAAAGCCUUUGUACCUGCUGCAAUAUUCUACAAGUUCUCCUUACUGGGCAAAAUUAUUUGCUUUUCUCUGGUGGUUUUUUAAAGCCGCACCACAUUGCAGCGUUCUUGUGAAUGUCAAACUAACAGAAGUCUGAUGUAUGCUUUUAUUAAACAAUUACAAUUGUAACAGCGAUUACUAGUUGUACCCAUGAAUGAAUUACCCAAUGCAUUCCCGUCCAACAUUAUGUUGA
Molecule: messenger RNA, 763 nt
Organism: Tripterygium wilfordii
Lineage: Eukaryota; Viridiplantae; Streptophyta; Magnoliopsida; Celastrales; Celastraceae
Product: dolichol-phosphate mannose synthase subunit 3-like
Exons: 4
Coding region: 181-450 (89 amino acids)
Biological process (GO): GPI anchor biosynthetic process
Cellular component (GO): dolichol-phosphate-mannose synthase complex; endoplasmic reticulum membrane
Source: RefSeq, a predicted model, not a curated record